Penicillium paradoxum is the source of this 1698-nucleotide messenger RNA. Its product is annotated as pyridoxal phosphate-dependent decarboxylase family protein. The transcript is spliced from 2 exons. Gene Ontology annotation, cellular component: cytoplasm. Lineage: Eukaryota; Fungi; Ascomycota; Eurotiomycetes; Eurotiales; Aspergillaceae. Gene Ontology annotation, molecular function: carboxy-lyase activity; pyridoxal phosphate binding. Bases 1 to 1698 code for a protein of 565 amino acids. The record is from RefSeq and is a predicted model, not a curated record. Gene Ontology annotation, biological process: carboxylic acid metabolic process.
AUGUCAGGCAUUGCGCAACCCACCGGCCGCGCUGAAGAAGUGCAAAGCCUUCUGAAAGCAGUCGAAGAGCUUCUGAUUCCCUUUAUUCGAUCCGCAGACGAAGAUCCUCGCGGCGUCUCAGCACAGAAGAAUGCCACCAACGGUACCAACGGACACACUGGACUCGCCGGGACAUCACUGGUAGACUACAAGAAGCCCGAAGAACUGCGGGACAUUCUUCAGCUCGAGAUUCCAGAGAAAGGUACAAAGCAAGAAGGUCUGAUUGAGGUCUUGCAAAAGGUCUUGCAAUACUCGGUCAACACCUGGCACCAGGGCUUUUUGGACAAGCUGUAUGCGUCAACCAACGCCCCUGGUGUGGCAGCAGAGCUUAUUCUUGCUACUCUGAACACCAAUGUGCAUGUCUACCAGGUCUCGCCCGCCCUGACGGUUAUUGAGAAGUUUACUGGUCAGCGAUUGGCGAACCUUUUCGGACUGAACGGUCCCCGGGCUGGAGGUAUUUCUGUGCAGGGCGGAUCCGCAUCCAACACCACAUCCAUUGUCAUUGCACGCAACAACCUCUACCCGAGCACCAAAGCAGACGGCAAUGGCGGGUACAAGUUCGUGCUCUUCACGAGUGCUCACGGCCACUAUAGUGUGGAAAAGGCGGCGCAGAUGCUUGGGUUUGGAAGCAGUGCCGUUUGGCCUGUUCCCAUUGACAGAUUCGGUCGUAUGAUUCCAGCUGAGCUUGAGAAGUUGGUGCAGAAGGCCCAAAGUGAAGGCCGGACGCCGUUCUAUGUCAAUGCCACUGCGGGUACUACCGUCCUGGGCUCUUUCGACCCCUUCAACGAAAUCUCGGCCAUUUGCCAAAAAUACAACAUGUGGUUCCACAUCGACGGAUCUUGGGGUGGCUCAUUUGUCUUCUCGCAGAGCCAAAAGCAUAAGCUAGCCGGUUCAGAGAAAGCAAACAGUAUUGCCAUCAACCCGCACAAGAUGCUCGGCGUUCCUGUCACCUGCUCAUACCUGCUAGCAUCAGAUCUUCGCCAGUUCCACAAGGCCAACACUCUCCCUGCGGGAUAUCUCUUCCACAAUGAAGACGAGCCCGCCACCAAUGGCGACGCAAACGGAGAGACGGAACUAGAGGUGGAGUCACCGGAAGUGUGGGAUUUGGCAGACCUUACUCUCCAAUGCGGUCGACGUGCCGAUUCCUUGAAGCUGUUUUUGGGCUGGACAUACUACGGUAACGAGGGUUACCAGCAGCAGAUUGACUCGGCAUGCAGCAUUGCCACUCACUUGGCCAACACCAUCGACCAACACCCCGACUUUGUUCUUAUUAGCGAGAAUCCCCCUCCUUGUCUGCAGGUGUGCUUCUACUAUGCUCCGGGCAAGGAGUCCGUGUACCCGCGCGGCAUCGUCUCAAAUGAGACACAGCGCGGGAAGAAGAAUAGCAAGGUCACUGAGCAAGUGACCCAUGCUAUCGUGCCUAAGGGCUUCAUGGUGGACUUCGCGCCUCCCAGUGGGGAUGAAGAUGCGGUCGGAAAUGGCAAGUUCUUCCGCUGCGUGGUGAAUGUCCAAACCACAAAGGAGACCGUCGAUGCACUUGUCCGCGCCAUCGAAGAAGUUGGUCCUGAAAUCGUUGGGUCUCUCAAGGCAAGCGAGUCGACUGUUCCCCAGAAGCGACCUGGUGAGCAUGGACACGGCCCUGUUGUGCACCAUGCUUAA